AGGAAGAAGGGAAAGCAGGAAAGGGGGAAAAGGCCGUGAAAGAAAUUUCAGCAAUUGCAAGCCUGGCAAGGCUCUUGCGCCAGUGGCAGCAGCAAAGCCUGAAGAAUUGCUACCCAACUUUUGUUCAGAAGCUAAAAGCUCAAGAUGGACGACGCUCCGGGCAGCGACGAUGAGCGGGCGAUGCGGCAUGUCAAUAAAAGGGCGCGGAAAGCGAAGGGGGUGGUGGCAGUUUUUGAUGAGAAUGCGAGAAGGGAGUUUGUCACGGGGUUUCGGAAGCGGAAGCAGCAGCGGCGAAAGCAAGCGGAGAAAGAAAACAUUGAGAAAGAGCGGAAGAAACGGAUCCAGAUCAGAAAAGAGAGGCGGCUCGCUGAACAGGCGAAUAUAGCCGAGGCUGGGAAGGGUGCGCAGCUGAUGUCAGCAGAUGACGUGGCAGGCAAGGAGAGUGAUGCGGGGGAACCGCCAGAAGAGGACGACGCGAAGGAGAGAUUAGAAGAUGUCGUCGUUUAUGAUGAUGCAGCGGCAGUCACAACCGUCAUCAUCAAAGGUUUGGGAGACGAAGACUCGGACGAGGAGCGAGGGAAUAGUGGAGAUGAUGAGCUUCUUGCAUACGGGAAGGAGCGGCUGAAAGAGCGGAACAAGAAGUUAGCUAAACCGGGAUCCUCUCUGAAGCAACACAUCAAAAAGCGGCUAGCACACAAAGCCAACAACAAGAAAGGGCAUAAUAAAAAGUCGAAGAACAGCAACAGUAGACAGAAAAGUAAGAAGAAAGGUUCGUAGAGCAUGUCAUGGGUUUGCUGCGACCGUGUGCUGUUGUUGGAGUCCCUUCAAAUUUCCCGUCCAAAUCAUUGAAUGCUUUGGAAAUUUUACAG
Klebsormidium nitens is the source of this 869-nucleotide messenger RNA. Lineage: Eukaryota; Viridiplantae; Streptophyta; Klebsormidiophyceae; Klebsormidiales; Klebsormidiaceae. The record is from the annotation of a GenBank genome assembly.